GGCGCGAGCCAGCAGCUUCCGGCCGAAGAACAUGAUGCAAGGGGAGGCAAAUCCUAGUGCUUCCCUUAUUGACAGAACCAUCAAGAUGAGAAAAGAAACAGAAGCUAAGAAAGUGGUUUUAGCCUGGGGACUCCUAAAUGUAUCUGUGGCUGGAAUGAUAUAUACUGAAAUGACUGGAAAGUUGAUUAGUUCAUAUUAUAAUGUGACAUACUGGCCCCUUUGGUAUAUUGAGCUUGCCCUUGCGUCCCUCUUCAGCCUAAACGCCUUAUUUGAUUUUUGGAGGUAUUUCAAAUAUACUGUGGCACCAACAAGUCUGGUUGUUAGCCCUGGACAGCAAACACUUUUAGGGUCGAAAACAGCUGUUGUACAGACUACUCCUCCACACGAUCUGGCAGCAACCCAAACCCCUCCCUCGCCACCUUCUCCUUCAAUUCAGGGUCAGAGUGUGUUGAGCUAUAGCCCAUCUCGUUCACCCAGUACCAGCCCCAAGUUCACUACCAGCUGUAUAACCGGAUACAGCCCUCAGCUGCAAGGUCUGUCAUCAGGUGGCAGCAGUUCCUAUAGCCCUGGAGUGACUUACUCUCCCAUCAGUGGUUAUAAUAAGUUGGCGAGCUAUAGUCCUUCUCCUUCCUCCCCCUACCCUACAACUGUCGGACCAGUGGAGGGCAGUGGGUUGAGAUCUCGCUACCGUUCUUCACCCACCGUCUAUAACUCGCCUACUGACAAAGAAGACUACAUGACAGACCUACGGACUUUGGAUACUUUUCUUAGAAGUGAAGAAGAGAAACAGCAUAGAGUUAAGCUGGGGAGUCCAGAUUCUACCUCGCCUUCCACCAGUCCUACCUUCUGGAACUACAAUCGUUCCAUGGGAGAUUAUGCACAGACUUUGAAGAAGUUUCAGUAUCAGCUUGCCUGUAGGUCUCAGGCCCCAUGUGCUAACAAAGAUGAGGCUGAUCUCAGUUCUAAACAAGCUGCAGAGGAGGUUUGGGCAAGAGUGACUAUGAAUAGACAACUUCUUGAUCAUAUGGAUUCGUGGACAGCUAAGUUCAGAAAUUGGAUCAAUGAGACAAUAUUAGUGCCACUGGUACAAGAGAUUGAGUCUGUCAGCACACAGAUGAGACGAAUGGGCUGUCCCGAGCUUCAGAUAGGAGAGGCUAGCAUUACUAGCUUGAAGCAAGCUGCUCUGGUCAAAGCUCCUCUCAUCCCGACUUUGAACACAAUUGUGCAGUAUCUAGACCUUACACCCAAUCAGGAAUACUUGUUCGAAAGGAUUAAAGAACUUUCUCAGGGAGGCUGUAUGAGUUCAUUUAGAUGGAAUAGAGGUGGAGACUUCAAAGGACGGAAGUGGGAUACAGACCUGCCCACUGACUCAGCUAUCAUCAUGCAUGUAUUUUGCACCUACGUUGAUUCCAGAUUGCCUCCCCAUCCUAAGUACCCUGACGGGAAGACAUUUACUUCUCAGCACUUUGUUCAGACACCAAAUAAACCAGAUGUGACAAAUGAGAAUGUUUUUUGCAUCUAUCAGAGUGCUAUCAACCCUCCUCAUUAUGAGCUAAUCUACCAACGUCAUGUGUACAAUCUUCCAAAGGGCCGAAAUAAUAUGUUUCAUACAUUGUUAAUGUUUCUCUACAUCAUAAAAACCAAAGAGUCAGGAAUGCUUGGGAGAGUUAAUCUUGGUCUAUCCGGUGUGAAUAUUUUGUGGAUUUUUGGCGAAUAAUGUGGGUCGUUUAAUUCCAAACAUUAGGACUUUUAUUUGAUUGAACCAGGAGUUGAAUCUAAGCAUCUCUGAGUCACUGUGUCUUUUGAAAUAAGAUACAUAUGUGUGUGUUAACAGACUCUUUUAGAUUUAAGGAAAAAAUAGCUAUUAUGAAACUUAUUGUUAAAGUAUUUCCUGUGUCCUCUAUAGCGAGAGACAUUACCUUCUCUUUUUUUAUUACCUUUCAGAUUUUUCAGUUGUCUGUGAAACUGCAGACCUUCAGAUAUUUGUUGACCCAAAACAGUGCAAUUUCCCCUUAAUUAAGAAAUUUGAGUCCUUUUACAUUGUAACCUACAAAUGAGAAUCAUCCACCUGAUUUUUCCCCACAAAAACAUUAUUUUUUUCAAUCGCAUUAUUUGGUGUAAAUACUUAAAAAGAAACAAGGAAAUUGCUAAUUCACCUUUUUUAUCUCUUUACUUCCCUGUUGUUCUAUAGAUCAGCCCAAGGCCCACAUGUAAAGAGAUGAGAUCAACUUGUAUUAGUCCAUGUACAUUUUUAAAUAAUAUUGAAAGAGGUGUGACAGUGUUGGCAUGUUUAGAAGUCAGCUCUCAGAUUAACUCACAGAGUUAAACUAUCUGGGUCUUAGGUUAAAAGGCUGAAGACAUUAAGAAACUCUUGCUUUCUUUUUAAUAAUUCAAUCUGACUGUGUUAUUUUAAGAGUUCUCUUUUAAGAUCAUACAAUAUCUGUUUAAAUUUUUUUACAUAUGUUCAAAAUAUCUGGAGAGUAAGAAGUGACUGAGUUUUGCUUGACUCUAUUUUCUUACGUAUCUAUGUAUAGGACCUUGAAGGCUAGCUAGCAAGUAUGUUUGUUUUCCGGAUUGACGUCCUGUUAGAGACCACUUCUGUCACCUUACGGAAACCUGGAAACAAAACUAGAAUCUUCUGAGUAACUGCAUUUUGGUCCUAUAUGUGCAUCCCGUUUUUAAUAAUUUGUAAAUUCUGUUUUUCAACAACUCGUUCCUGUGUUUUGAAAGUCCUAUGUCCAGAGGAAAGGAGGUUUCUUUUCACUGCUUUUGAUGUAUGUUGAACAUGUUUGCUGUGGUAUUUUAGAAGAAAAUGUCAAUUAAACAUGUUAAAUACGAGAA
Messenger RNA from Neofelis nebulosa (Clouded leopard), 2841 nucleotides. RefSeq names its product transmembrane protein 209-like. The record is from RefSeq and is a predicted model, not a curated record. NCBI's taxonomy places the organism in Eukaryota, Metazoa, Chordata, Mammalia, Carnivora, Felidae. Gene Ontology annotation, cellular component: membrane. Bases 32 to 1717 code for a protein of 561 amino acids. The transcript has a single exon.